CGGAAGUCGGUGGUAUUGAUGCUAUUCGAUUUAAACAUAUCGAGAUAGCAACUGCCUUAUUUUCCGUUUGUAAAGCCUGGUUUCAUUAGUGUUAAAUGUGUGACAGCGGUGACUGUAACAAUGGUAAUCCCCCUAAACGCGGCGUGGUUUAUAUUUACAGCCAGGACUAUGUGGAGACUUGUGACUCUUUAUCAAAAGUGCCAAACCGAGCGAGUAUGGUGCAUUCUCUGAUUGAAGCUUAUGGAUUAUUAAAUCAUAUGAGUGUGGUUAAGCCUCGUGGGGCUACGAUGGAGGAGAUGGCAGUGUUUCACACACACUCAUACCUCGAGCACCUGCACAAGAUCAGCCAGAAUGGAGACAAUGAUGACCCUCAGUCAGUGGAUUUUGGGCUGGGGUACGAUUGUCCAGUGGUGGAGGGCAUAUUCGACUAUGCAGCUGCGGUCGGUGGAGCCACUCUGACGGCCGCCCAGUGUCUGCUGGAUGGAAAGUGUGAAGUUGCCAUCAAUUGGGCAGGAGGCUGGCACCAUGCCAAAAAAGACGAGGCGUCAGGGUUCUGCUAUGUGAACGAUGCUGUUUUGGGUAUCCUCAAACUUCGGGAAAAGUAUGAGAGAGUGCUUUAUGUAGACGUGGACCUUCACCAUGGUGAUGGCGUAGAAGAUGCCUUCAGCUUCACAUCCAAAGUGAUGACUGUGUCCCUGCAUAAGUUCUCUCCUGGCUUCUUCCCAGGUACAGGUGAUGUGUCUGACACGGGUCUCGGGAAGGGCAGAUGGUAUGCUGUUAACGUGCCUCUGGAAGACGGGAUCAGAGACGAUCGCUACCUCCAGGUCUUCACCAGUGUCAUACAGGAAGUGAAAGCUCUGUUUAACCCCGAAGCAGUAGUGAUGCAGUUAGGAGCGGACACCAUUGCUGGUGACCCUAUGUGCUCUUUUAACAUGACUCCAUUGGGGGUGAGCAAGUGCCUGAGCCAUGUACUGGAGUGGAAGCUACCUACACUGCUGCUGGGAGGAGGUGGGUAUAACCUUGCCAACACUGCCCGCUGCUGGACCUAUCUGACAGGGACAGUCCUGGAACAGACUCUAUCCUCAGAGAUACCAGACCACGAAUUCUUUACGGAAUACGGUCCGGAUUAUACUCUGGAGAUAAGCCCGAGCUGCCGACCUGACCGCAAUGAGAGCCAGCAGUUGGAGCGGGUCAUCAGUACUAUCAAAGGGAAUCUGAAGAAUGUCGUUUAAGCAGUGGGCUCUAAGCUCAUGUUUCCAAAUCAGACCCUGCUCUCCUAAUGAAGACAGUAUGUGCGAGCCAUCAGCAGAGUGGAGCUUUGGAAAACAUUACUCAAAUGUUUCACAGGAACUUUUGUUUAAUGGGAAUAUGAGCGGGCUUUUGUUGGCCCAUGCGAGAAGUCUAUAGUCAAGAGCGGGUCACAAGGUGAACAGGAUCCGCAGGAUUUUAUCUAUUUUUUUUUAAAUUCCAUUCAUAUUUUGAAUCGAUAAACAGGACCCUGACCUAGCAAAUCUUCUACACUUAGGCUAAAAUAUGCCAAGAAAGAAUUUUAAAGUGGAUAUUUCGAUAGCCAUCACAUAUUAAUGUCAUGGAUCCUCUUCAGAGAACCGGUUCAAAAAUGUUGAGUAUGUUUUUAGAGUUUAGUGAGUUUGUUGUCAAAGAUGUUCACUUGGUUUUAUUUUCUAUGUAUUAUUUUAAGUGGUAUGCCUCUCAAUGUUCCCUGGUGAAAUGGAGUCAUUGUCAUAUAACGCUGCCAGCACACACUCAUACUCUCCAAAAACACAACAAACUGCACCACCCAAGCAUGCUCACAGAAACUGGAAGGUGGACAGAAAGGAUAGAGGGAUGAGAAUGAAGAAUGUAGGUCAACGACACUUCUGUUUGAUGCUGGUGGCUUUUUUAUCAUUUUAUUUUCGGUGCAUUUAAACUUUGCAAUGUCAAUAUUUGUUUCCUAAUAAAAUCGUAAAGAUAA
Tachysurus fulvidraco (yellow catfish) is the source of this 1972-nucleotide messenger RNA. RefSeq names its product histone deacetylase 8 (gene hdac8). The transcript is spliced from 11 exons. Lineage: Eukaryota; Metazoa; Chordata; Actinopteri; Siluriformes; Bagridae. Gene Ontology annotation, molecular function: histone deacetylase activity. The record is from RefSeq and is a predicted model, not a curated record. Bases 96 to 1232 code for a protein of 378 amino acids.